AUGGACAACAUCGAGCCAUUAGAUGAGGCAAUUUACCUUAUAGAGAUAAAUGAAGUUGUUAAGCAGUACUUGGGCAAGGACAAAGCCAACAUGUCCCUCGGCUUCUGGUUGUCUGGAAGAGGUGCGCUGAAAAUCGAAAUUGAAACCGGAAUUGUCCUACAAAUACCAGAAAACACUCCUGUAGACGACAUAAAGGAGAUGAAGAAAGAAGCUCUUCUCAAGUUCUUUGCAAAGCGCCCAUGGAUACAACUUCCAAACAGAGAGAGUCCAAUUCCACGAAUUAUACAAAUUCUCAGAGCACUGUUCCACUUCUCAGGACGGCCGUUCUUCAUAACCUCAGAAGGCGACAUCCAACCAAUUCAGUAA
Molecule: messenger RNA, 366 nt
Organism: Trichomonas vaginalis G3
Lineage: Eukaryota; Parabasalia; Trichomonadida; Trichomonadidae
Exons: 1
Coding region: 1-366 (121 amino acids)
Source: RefSeq, a predicted model, not a curated record